UGCUUGUAAAGAUUUGGACACUACUUAUCAGAAAAGCCAAUUCUCACAUAUGUGGACGCUUACCUUUUGCCUCUAUGAAAAAUACAGGAACUAGAAAAGCUGUAUGUGUGCUGGCGGUAUUAAACUUAAAACUCAACUGCUAAGCUUCCCGGAUGUGACGACAGUGGACGUCAUCAAGAGACGACUCUCCAUGAACUUGUGCUACUUCAGGUGCAGAUGCUUUCAAAUGGUAUUUUGUAAAUAAAGAAGGACUUUAAAAUGCCUAUGAAAGGGAGGUUUCCGAUUAGGAGGACUCUGGAAUACCUCCAAAAGGGCGACAUCAUCUUUAAGAACAAAGUGAAGAUCAUGACGGUGAAUUACAACACGCAUGGAGAGCUCAGCAACGGAGCAAGGAAGUUUGUGUACUUCAACAUUCCUCAGAUUCAGUACAAGAAUCCGUGGGUCCAAAUAAUGAUGUUCAAAAAUAUGACACCAUCGCCGUUCUUGAGGUUCUACCUUGACGAUGGGGAGCAAGUUCUGGUGGAUGUGGAAGGGAAGGACUACAAACAAAUUUCACAACAUGUGAAGAAGAUUUUGGGCAAAUCAGAAGAAAUGUUACAAGCUGAGGCUCAAUCCAAGAUGCAGGCCCACAACCCCGCCAACUUUGGGCCAAAAAAGUACUGUUUGAGGGAGUGUAUCUGUGAGGUGGAGGGCCAGAUGCCGUGUCCUGGCACAAAACCGCUGCCCAAGGAGUUGACGGGCAAAUAUCGUACCCAGAUGGCAGCCUCACAGGAGUGAAAAGCUGAGGAGGAGAGCUGACUCUUGUAGAUUCACUGGGACGAUAUUAUGGCAUUGCAGCAAUACAUAGGAAUUUUGGGGCGAUACCAUUGCAUAUUUUGCUGUAAAUAUGUUUAACUAAAUGGGUCCCACUGUGCUGCAUGCAUUGUAGGGUCAUCGCUUGCUGGACUGAGACCUUCCAGUCCACCAUAAACAACAGGAACUUACCAAGACCCGAUGCUGUUUGGGUGGGCAUUCAGCACUUUGGUCUUGGUUUGAAAGACUUGAUGUUAGACCUGGUGUUUGAACAUGAUGUUACCCGGCUGAAGAAUCCACAUAUGUGAUUUACAUCUAGCACUGCAUCGCUAUCGUAAUGUAAACAUUCAAAUAAAAUCUCGUUAGCCCUUG
Scatophagus argus is the source of this 1164-nucleotide messenger RNA. It is a transcript of the gene mrps25, whose product is annotated as mitochondrial ribosomal protein S25. The record is from RefSeq and is a predicted model, not a curated record. Lineage: Eukaryota; Metazoa; Chordata; Actinopteri; Scatophagidae. Gene Ontology annotation, molecular function: structural constituent of ribosome. The transcript is spliced from 4 exons. The coding region runs from base 259 to 777 and encodes 172 amino acids. Gene Ontology annotation, cellular component: mitochondrion.